CUGUUAACCUUGGCAUUUUCUGAAGGAUCAGAUCACAAAAUCUUUGUGCUUUCGUUUUUUAUAUUCCAAGUAAAGGCCUCUUUCAUUGCCAGCCAUGACCGAGGUCCUCCUCUCCCCACGCUCACCCCUUUUUCCAUCUUCUUCAUCACCACAACCAACAACAACAACAACAAAGACAACCUCAACCACAACAAACUCAUCUCCUUCUUCUUCUUCCUUUUCAUUCUCUCGCAAUGCCUUUCUCCGACCACACCUCUCUCUUCUCGCUCUUCUCUUGACCCUUCUCAGGAAAUCCUUCCUUCCCCGCAAAACCAUCUCCUCCCUCAUGGACAUUGGCUCACCAACUAACGUACGCCAUGUUGCUCAUGUCACCUUUGAUAGGUUCAACGGUUUCUUGGGUUUGCCUGUUGAGUUUGAACCUGAAGUCCCCAGAAGGCCUCCUAGUGCUAGUGCAUCUGUUUUUGGAGUUUCAACAGAAUCCAUGCAGUUGUCGUAUGACUCUAGAGGGAACAGUGUGCCAACUAUUCUGCUAUUGAUGCAAAGGCAUCUGUAUGCUCAAGGAGGGUUGCAGGUAGAGGGGAUUUUCAGAAUCAACGCGGACAAUGGUCAAGCGGAGCAUGUGAGAGAUCAAUUGAAUAUGGGAGUGGUUCCAGAAGGCAUUGAUGUACAUUGUUUGGCAGGGUUAAUUAAGGCUUGGUUUAGGGAACUUCCUACGGGGAUUCUGGAUUCAUUAUCACCGGAGCAGGUCAUGCAAUGCCAGACAGAGGAGGAGUGUGCUGAAAUAGUGAGACAUCUACCUCAUACUGAAGCUUCACUCUUGGACUGGGCCAUCAAUCUGAUGACUGAUGUUGUUCAACAUGAACAUGUUAAUAAGAUGAAUGCACGUAACAUUGCCAUGGUUUUUGCACCAAACAUGACUCAGAUGGCCGACCCUAUAUCUGCACUGAUGUAUGCAGUUCAAGUAAUGAACUUCUUGAAGACACUCGUAUUAAGGACACUGCGGGAAAGAAAGGAUUCUGUGGUAGAAUCUAAUCCUAGAUUUUAUGUAGAGCCUUCUGAUGGUGAUGGAAGCCAAAGACUUUUGGAGUCCUUCCAGCAAGAUACUCCUGCACAAAAUGAAGUGGCUCAGGGAAGCACUGUUUUAGAGAAAACUGGCUUAGAAUGUUCCCCUGGAUCAGUCCAAAACAACUCAACUGAAGAAGAACCUGGCACUCUGGCAAACUCUUCUGAGAAUCUUGUUAGCAAUGAGGAAUUAUAUUGUGAGUUUCCACCCGUAGGAAACAUGGGAAAGGGUAAAAGUGGCCAAUCAAGUAAAUCAAAUGGUAAAAAAGAGUCUAAAAAGACUAGAGGCAGCAACCCAUAAUCCAUCAAACACUGCCAGUUGAGAAAAACAAGAGUUGGGAGUUUAUGCAGCAAUGGUUCAUAUAUGAGCUGAUAUCAAAGCUUGGCUGUGAAGAAGCAUUGAAAUGUAAAUUGAUUAUUUGACAACUUGGCAUUGUAAGUUUGUGAAGUGAUUUCAGUAUGUUCCUUUUCUUUUUUUUCUUUCCCUUGUUUGUUUAACUUAUCUCAUUUCAAAAAUAGUACCAUGAACACACUAACAUUGUAAUGAAAUCUCAUUCCCUGUGUGUUUA
Messenger RNA from Vigna radiata var. radiata (mung bean), 1631 nucleotides. RefSeq names its product rho GTPase-activating protein 5. Gene Ontology annotation, biological process: signal transduction. The coding region runs from base 95 to 1363 and encodes 422 amino acids. The transcript has 5 exons. The record is from RefSeq and is a predicted model, not a curated record. Gene Ontology annotation, molecular function: GTPase activator activity. Lineage: Eukaryota; Viridiplantae; Streptophyta; Magnoliopsida; Fabales; Fabaceae.